AUGAAGACAGAUGAAGCUUGCACUCGCAGAGGAAUGUGGUGCGCUAGUGAAAUGAAGAGACAGAGAAACGAACUCAAUGAAGUUACCGUUACCCUCAGAGCCCUUGACAUGUUCUGUAAGCAACUUCAACUACAUUUGUAUCAUGACAUCGAUGAAGUUACCGUUACCCUUUCUGUCAAAGCCUGUCAAGGGGACCCCAAAUCCGGAUGCCAGAUUCACGGGUUUGCAGUUUCUUCUGGGUUUUCUUCGUAUACCACGAUUUCAAAUUCUUUUAUGUGUAUGUACACCAAAGCUGGACAGUUUGAUGGUCCCUUACUUAUCUUUGAGACUAUGUGCUAUACUGAUAUAGUUUCUUGGAAUACUAUUCUUUCGGGGUUUCGAACAAGUGAAGAUGGUGAAGUUUUUGUUGGAAAUGCACUUAUAAGUAUGUAUUCGAGGUUGAGGCGGUUAAUAGAAGCUAGGAGUGUGUUUGAUGAAAUGGCGAAUGAGGAUCUGGUUUCAUGGAAUGCAAUACUAUCAGGUUACUCUCAAGAAGGAAAUCAUGAGCUUGGGGCGAUUUUUGUCUUUAUUGAGAUGGUGGGAGAAGAGAUCAUGUCUCAUUUACUAGUGCAGUUUCAGCUUGCGGACAUGAAAUGA
Messenger RNA from Prunus armeniaca (apricot), 636 nucleotides. The record is from the annotation of a GenBank genome assembly. Lineage: Eukaryota; Viridiplantae; Streptophyta; Magnoliopsida; Rosales; Rosaceae.